CUCCAGUUCGAGACGAGUUUGUUUUAUGAAGCCUUUAAUUGUUAAACUAGGAUCACUAUAAAUGACAUUUAUUUCUUCCCUUUGUUGCUCCAACUUGUGAUAGAAGUUAUUAAAGCUUUGAUUCUGUGCCUGAACCCGAUCGGACCGACACAACCCGCCGGGUCCGGGUCCACAAACUGCUGCCACAGCUCAGACAUAAUUAGAGUUUAAAAUAUAUAUAUGUUUUAUUAUUUAAUGAGUGCACUUGUUAUUAGUUUUCUAUAAUAAUGUGUUAUAUUCACUGUUGUUUACUUCAGCUUGUAAUAAACUAUUUAUAUUAUUGAUUGAUUGAUUGAUUGAUUAGCCGUGCCAGCGAUCUCUGGGUGAGCAGCUACCAGUUGUUGGUUUUACUGGUUGUAGAAUAUUUUCUGAGCGUUCGCUGUGAGUGAUCGGUUCCUCUCUUCAGGUGUUUCUGUUGUUUGGCCGAAUGAACUGCAUCUAAAUGUUGUUUAACAGUCCUGAGUGUGUGUGAAUCCCUCACUCAGGAGUUGUAACGUCACCGUCUGUGAGCAGCACACCUCCGGUCCGUCCCGUUUUGCUUUCGCAUCUCUUCAGUCUGUGUAAACUAAAUAAACUCCUCGUGUUUCUGCUCUGCCUCCAGGUUUCAAACUCUAGACCCCAGUCUUCCCCACUCGAGAGCGUUUCUUCAUCUCGGAGACUAAAUGCAACUGGACCAGGGGGCUUGUGGGCAUGAAGUGGCUGGGCGAAUCCAAGAACAUGGUAUUAAAUGGCAGACGACACGGAAACAAGUUGACCAGCGAACAACCGGUGAGCCAGAGCCAGACCCGCUCUCAGCACUCACAGCGGGCGUCCCUGCGCCACAGCAAAAACAGAAACCGAAGAUGUAGCCGCAGGUUUAACGCAGCCAGUCUGGAGGCGGAGAGGCGCUAUGUGCCCUCCUCUGGAAUGACUGCCAAGGAGUUGUGUGAGAACGACGAUCUGACCACGAGCCUCAUCCUGGAUCCAUACCUGGGCUUUCAAACUCAUAAAAUGAACACAAGAUUUCGACCAAUUAAGGGAAGACAAGAAGAGCUGAAGGAGAUCAUCGAGCGCUUCAAGAAACACGACAACUUGGAGAAAGCUUUCAGAGCUCUGACCUCCGGAGACUGGUCCCGAAAUCUUUUUAUCCACAAGACGAAAGCCCAAGAAAAGCUUUUCAAGCAGCAUGUGUUUGUGUAUCUGCGGAUGUUUGCCACGGACAGCGGGUUUGAGAUUCUCCCUUGUAAUCGCUAUUCGUCGGAGCAAAACGGAGCUAAAAUUGUGGCAACAAAGGAAUGGAAAAGAAACGAUAAGAUCGAGUACCUGGUGGGAUGCAUCGCCGAGCUCUCGGAGAGCGAGGAGAACAUGUUGCUCCGGCACGGCGAGAACGACUUCAGUGUCAUGUAUUCAACCCGCAAGAACUGCGCGCAGCUCUGGUUGGGACCAGCUGCGUUCAUCAAUCACGAUUGUCGGCCAAACUGCAAGUUUGUGUCGACGGGGCGGGACACGGCCUGUGUGAAGGUUUUGAGGGACAUUGAACCAGGAGAAGAGAUCUCGUGUUACUACGGAGAUGGGUUCUUCGGGGAAAACAAUGAGUUUUGUGAAUGCUAUACAUGUGAACGACGGGGCACUGGUGCUUUCAAAUCCAAAGCCGGACUGCCAGUGGAGGUGCCGGUGAUCAACAGCAAGUACGGGUUACGGGAGACGGACAAGCGUCUCAACAGGCUGAAGAAGUUGGGGGAAGGAAACCGGAACUCAGACAGCCACUCUGUAGGCUCCCACACCGACGUAGACUCUCAGGAAAUGCCAAAAACACAUCAAUCUGCCAGAAAAAGAACAUCAUCAUCAUCUGGCCUGAAGUAUAAAAACAGGACUCAAUCCAGACAGACUUUGUCGAGAGCCCUUACUACCUCAUGUUCAAAACAAGGUCGUGUAAACAAUAACAGGGUACCAAAGAGACUAAAAUCCCAAUCCAAGCCUUCACUAAGUAAAGUCCAGUUGCGGAGUCGCAGGAGGGGUGCAGAGCCCAAGGCGUUGGCCAAAGGAGAGACUUGUCAGCUGGGUCUCAGGGACUCGAAGGUGUCGCUGUGUAAAAGUGUCACCGUGAAGAAGGAGAAGGACGGACAGGAGCUGGUGCAGCAGACACUAGGCCAGCGGGGCUGCCUCACCCGUCACGCUGCCAAGGAGAACGGCAACCUACCGCACGUGCAAAGCAGCGAGGGCAGCCAGUGUUCGACGUACAGAACUCGCAGGUCCACGCGGACCCUCGUUAAAGCGCAGGAAACGGCCGCUGGCGUUAAGCUGGAGCCCAGUGCCAUGGACGGCUUGAGCCCAGUCCCUGGUGGAGUGGUCAUUAAAACGGAGCCGGCUGACAUGGAGGAGUACCUCGGUCACGGGGUCGGACUGGAGCAGCCGGCGUUAGACGGCGGCUACGGCAGAAGAGGCUCGUGCACCAGGCGGAAACGGCUGACGCGGCUCAGGACCGAGCGGACGAUUAAACGCGAGGACUCGUACGGCGAGCCGUUCAUGCCGGUGGCUGCUGGCCACACCACUAACUUCUCAGACUGUGGUAAUGUGCUGUUGAGCUUCGCCGACCGGCACAGGGACUACAACGGCGUGGCCAACAGCAGCAAGUCCCUGCGCAGGGACAAGGGGAAGAGCAGCUGCCGGUCGCAGGAAAAGGUGAAGAAGAAGCGGCGGAUCACGCGAUACGACGCUCAGCUGAUCCUGGAGAACAACACGGGCAUCCCGAAACUGACGCUCCGCCGGCGGAGGGACAGCAGCAGUAGCAAGACCAAUGACGCCAACGACCCCAUUGGCUCCUCCAACCUUUCUGCCUCGACGGUCAACUCGGCCUCUUCCAGCAAAAUCAGCAUCAAGUUCAGCAAGGACCACGAUAAGGACAAAGGCAGCUCGUACAUCGCCAAACUGAAUAACGGCUUCGCCCCGGUGGUGCACAGCAACUCCACCAAGCUGAAGAUCCAGCUGAAGAGGGAGGACGACGCACGGAGGAUACCGCAGACGAAGGCGGACCAGAUGUCCUAUAACGGGGACACGGGUCAGAGCCUGGAGGCCAGAAACGGUGGACAUCGGACCCAAAAGGUCCUGGCAGAACCUUCGUCUGAGGAGGACGAAGACGAGGAAGGGGAGGAGGACGACGACGAUGACGACGACGACGAUGACGACGACGACGACGAUGAUACUGUCGACAACGUCGAAGACGAUUUCAUUUCACUUCUCCCAACAAAGCGCUCGAGCCUCAUCGUCCGUAAACGACAUCCCAUAGACAUCAGUAUCUCCUCCAGGAGAGAGACGGACCAGUCUCUAGGCCUUCAAUGCAUAAGCGUUGAGCUCAUAUCCAUCCACCUCCCUGUAAAUAAAGGAUGA
Morone saxatilis (striped sea-bass) is the source of this 3405-nucleotide messenger RNA. Its product is annotated as histone-lysine N-methyltransferase KMT5B-like. Lineage: Eukaryota; Metazoa; Chordata; Actinopteri; Moronidae. Gene Ontology annotation, cellular component: nucleus. Gene Ontology annotation, molecular function: protein binding; histone H4K20 methyltransferase activity. The record is from RefSeq and is a predicted model, not a curated record.